AUGAGGUGGGACCCUGAGGGAUCGAGCUAUCCACCAAUGAACCAAGGAUGUUCGAUCGAUCAAUUCACCCAUCUGAAACCCUCUUCUUUUGCGGGAGGUGCUGACCCAAUUGUAGCUGAGAAUUGGGUGCAAGAGAUGGAGAAGAUAUUGACAGUGUUGGAUUGCAAUGAGAAACAAAAGGUUCUCUUCGCCACUUUUAAACUGACCGGAGAGGCCGAGUGGUGGUGGCUGAGAGUGAAGCUGUUGGAAAAGCAGCAAGCAGUACCUACUGUUAUGACGUGGAAGCGUUUCAAGGAGUUCUUCUACAAUCGGUAUUUUCCCACCACCACCAGGAAUGCAAAGGUGGAGGAAUUCUUCAACCUGACACAGGGGCUUCUAACUGUGCAGGAGUACACUGCUAGGUUUGUGGAGCUUUCUCGCUUCGCUUCUUUCAUGGUCCUAGAUGAAUAUCAAAAGGCGAGGUAUUUUAAUAGGGGCUUGAAACAAAGAAUCCACGAGCAUGUGACAUGCUUACAGAUACAGAACUUUUCAGAAUUGGUGGAUAAAGCCACUGUUGCAGAGUUAAGCCUACAGGGAGAUGUAGGGAUGUCAGAGUAG
Molecule: messenger RNA, 597 nt
Organism: Malania oleifera
Lineage: Eukaryota; Viridiplantae; Streptophyta; Magnoliopsida; Santalales; Ximeniaceae
Exons: 1
Coding region: 1-597 (198 amino acids)
Source: RefSeq, a predicted model, not a curated record